AUGGAGGAGGCAAUGGAAGUAGAUGUCGAUAUAGAAAAUCGCCGCGAUCUAGCCCCGGACAGGAAACGAUUUCAUAAGAAUGGAGAAUUGAAUGGUGCAGUAAAAAUUAGACGACUCCACUCGAACCAUGCUGGUGAUUCUGAACCUCGAAGAGCUUACACCGAAGUAUCUGGUCGAAUAGCUGGUGUCGAACUGGAGAAUUUUAUGUGCCAUGGCCACUUGAAAGUAGAUUUCGAGACGAACGAAAAUAACUGUUUCUAUAUUGGCGGGCCGAAUGGAAGUGGUAAAAGCGCUCUUUUUGCGUCUUUAAAUCUUGGACUUGGUGGUAGGGGAAAUAAUAACGAUCGAGGGAAUUCCGUCAAAAGUUACAUCAAAGAAGGCAGAAAUAAAGCGAUGAUCCGUUUGAUUCUGACCAAUACUGGCCUUGGAAGUCAUCCCGAUUAUGGUGAUUUUGUGGUUGUGGAAAGAACUAUCACCCCAUCUGCAUCUACCUAUACACUCAAGAGCAUCAAAGGCUUUGGAAAAAAUAGACGUGAAGUGGUGAUUUCAAAAAAGAAAGCAGAUUUGGACCAGUUACUUGUUCGUUAUGGUAUCCAGCUCAGUAACCCUAUAUUCUGGAUGAGUCAAGACAGAUCUAGGCAUUUCUUACAUCAAAUGAAACCGGAUAGAUUAUAUCAGGUAAGCAAUCCUUUCCUCGUUGUAUAUGGGGUUUAUCCUUCUAUCUUCAGAUAUUUAUGUAUAUUUAUGUGUGCUACCGAAUUAGAGCAUACGAAGACUUGUUAUGAACAAUGUGAAGCGAUCGUAUCAUCAAUCGAAUCUAUGUGUCGCUCAAUGAAGGGCGAAUUUGAGAAACAAAAAAGGAGGUAUCAAGUCAUGGUGGAGGAACGUCGCCGAAUGCGCGGGAUUCAAGAUAUGCGAAAUCAACAGAGUGAGAUUGGAUGGAUGCUGCUGUGGUGCCCAUUGAGGGAUGUUCUUGAGAAAAUUCAAGUGUUAGGAAAAAAGCGCGAGAAAUUCGUAGAAGAAUCUGGGCAUCUGCAGAGCAGGAUCGAAGAUGCUGCGGCGAAGAAAGCUGCUUGCGUUGCCGAAGCCUCUACAACGCAUCAAAAAAUCAACGAAGAAGCUACGAUCUUACAAGAAGAAACAGAGCUGGUGGAGCGUCUUCGGCUAGUUCAAGAAAAACGAGAUGAGCUUCAAAGAAUGCACGAACAAGCACUUAGCCGUCAGAAUGAG
Molecule: messenger RNA, 1230 nt
Organism: Strongylus vulgaris
Lineage: Eukaryota; Metazoa; Nematoda; Chromadorea; Rhabditida; Strongylidae
Source: the annotation of a GenBank genome assembly